Messenger RNA from Durio zibethinus, 1105 nucleotides. RefSeq lists its product as uncharacterized. NCBI's taxonomy places the organism in Eukaryota, Viridiplantae, Streptophyta, Magnoliopsida, Malvales, Malvaceae. The record is from RefSeq and is a predicted model, not a curated record.
CAUUAUAAAUUCUUUGUCAUGUUAUUCAAAAAUGACAGUUGUAAUUAUUUUGUUUAAGCUUUAUUUACGUUGUUAGCUAAUCUGGGUUUUUCCGGUCUAGCACGGCUGUAUUUUAAAACCGGUUACGAAUACAGGGAAUAUACACGGUGUCCAGUACGACCGUACGGCCAUAGCUAAACCAGUGCCGCGUGGCCUUAUGGAAGAGGCCCUGCUGUUGGCUCUCUCCCUACAGCUGGGGAGACCCAAAACGGUUAUAAAAGAAGCCUCUGGUAGGUUUUUCUUCUUCUCAGACGGCUGCGCAGACUCUUCUCCAUUGCCAUUGUUUUUGCUCUUCUUGCUGCAGCAGGUCACUUUUACGAUGUCUUCCCCUUGGUUGCCUCCUCGGAGUGAAAAUGAAAGGGAACAUGACAUUGAACGGUUUAGGAAGAAAUUAAAAGAAAUGGUUCGAGAUAAAGUUCAGUGUCGUAUUUGUUUUCUUCGUUUUAAAACCAAAGUAGGAUCAGCUGUGUUGCUGAAAUGUGGUCACAUAUUCCAUGGUCAAUGUAUUGCGAAACACUUGGGUAGUGCUAAUGUCUCUAGUUAUAGACCUUCAACACUAGCUAAUUGGUUUGUACAACUAGCCCAGUGUCCUCUUUGCCGAGCUAUACUGCAACAGGAGCAUUUUCUUGUCGUUCCAGCGCCUGCUGCCCCUGAGCCUGUAGCUCAGGAAGAAGCUUCACUAAGGAUUCAUACCCGACUCCCAAAUCUGGAAAAUGUUGCAUUAGGAUUUCUUGACGUGCUACAUGCAGUCCCAGAACCUGCUCUGGAAGCUGCCCUUGAUGUGCCAGCAGAUGCCGGUGCCCCUGAUGAGCCAGCAGAUGCCGGUGUCCCUGAUGAGCCAGCAGAUGCUGAUGAUGAUGACAAUGCUGCUAAUUAGCUUGCUGCAGAGUGAUAUCCUGGUUUUCUUCGUUGGUUUUGAGUGGAUGCUAAUAAGUUGUAGUUGAAAUUGCAUUAUAUUUUGAUGUUUGUUGACCUUAUGAGAACUCUAGAAAAUUAAGGUGGAAGUUGAUAAAAUGACUACUGAUUUCGGGAGGAAAAUUUAGUUAAGAAUCUCAUUGUGGGUAUG